AAAAUGAUUGACAAGCUCAUCAUAACAUUGUCUCUGGUGAAUCUAUUCACAAACUCUGCAUAUUCUUCCAUUGCACCAUUCUAUCCUCUUGAAGCUGCUAAGAAGGGAGUGAAUCCAAUCUAUAUCGGAUUCAUAUUUUCUAUUUACUCUCUGGUCAAGGCGAUGGUGGCUCCAAUUGUAGGCAACUUGAUGUCCAAGACUGGAAGAAAAGUCAUGAUCUUUUCAGGUUUAUUCCUAGAAGGAACUGCAAUCAUCUGAUUUGGACUUAUUGAUUAUGUUGAGGAUGGAACAACUUAUGCCAUUCUAAGCGCUCUUUGUAGAGUCUUUGAAGGUACAGGAAAUGCCUGAUUGGUCACAUCAUCUUACGCCUUAGUUGCAAGCCAUUACCCAGAAGAAAAAGAAAAUGUUAUCGGAACUUUACAGAUUUUUACAGGCAAUAAAAGGAUUUAUUUUUAGGU
Messenger RNA from Moneuplotes crassus, 458 nucleotides. Lineage: Eukaryota; Ciliophora; Spirotrichea; Euplotida; Euplotidae. The record is from the annotation of a GenBank genome assembly.